AUGGUGACGUUGCUGCUUGCGGCCAUUGCAUUGCAUGUGUCGGUUGCCCAAGUGCCUAUUCCAAGUGAACUACCAGGAUACCUUAUUGGUCAUGGAACUGGAGAUGCUAAGGUGCAAUUAGAAACGUACAUUGACCCGCUUUGUCCUUUUAGCAAAGCCGCAUACGAAGGGAUAAAGACGUUAGCGGACUACUAUAAACCUGAAGAGAUUCGUAUCAAGGCCGUUCUCUUCCCCUUGCCCUUCCACCAACAUAGUUUCACGACGGCUGAGUCAGUCUUUACUAUCACGUCGGCGUUAGGUGACAACCAAUUUACUCCGUGGCUUGAAACGCUGUACGAAAACCAAGAACGAUUCGAAAACAAGGCGACGAAAAAUUACAGUGCGAUGCAGGUGACAAAUGAAUUGAAAGAGUUGGCCAAGAAUACAUUUCCAGCUUUAACUGACGAGCAGUGGGACAAGGGCAUGACAGGAUAUGGCACAACAGAAGCAGAUCAAUAUGCGCGUGUCACGUGGAAAUACGCGUGCACACGUACUGUCACCGAACAGGAGCGAGUGGAAUACAAGCGCAAGCUUAGACAAACGGACGAGAUGAAUGGCUUGUGGAUGAAAAACGAGCAGCAGAGUUUCGAGAUGACAACAAUAUGGGGAAAACAGGAAAUGAUUUUAAUUUCAGCAGCACAGCUAGAAAUUACGAGUCCUAUGCUCCAGGCCACGCGCGGCUUAGCCACUAAGGCAGCGACCGGUCAAUGGCUGGCCAGUAUUCCAAUGGGCCCCGCCGACCCGAUCUUGGGUUUGACUGAUCGAUUUAACAAGGACACAGACCCACGUAAAGUAUCAUUAGGUGUUGGCGCCUACCGUGACGAUAAUGGAAAGCCAUUCGUGCUACGAUCUGUACUGGAGGCUGAGAAGCGUAUCAUGGCUGCUGGUAAAAAUAAGGAGUACGCUGGUAUCGCCGGUAUGAAGGAUUUUGUGGAUCUAUCGCUAGAGUUUGCCUAUGGCGAAGACUGUGAAGCUUUGAAGGAAGGACGAAUUACUGGUGUGCAGACCAUUUCUGGCACGGGUGGUGUGCGUCUUGCUGGUGAAUUUUUUUCAAAGUUUUUGGGGAAGAACACUCCUGUCUACUUGCCCAAUCCAACGUGGGGAAACCACAUCCCCAUCAUGAAGGAUGCGGGUAUGGAAGUGCGUCGAUAUACGUACUAUGAGCCUGCUUCGCGUGGUUUAGACUUUACUGGCCUGAUGAACGACUUACAGGGCGCUCCAGACGGAUCGGUCUUCCUAUUGCACGCAUGCGCCCACAAUCCCACGGGUGUGGACCCCACACUUGAGCAGUGGAAGAGUAUUGCAGAUAUCAUGAAAGCUAAACAGCAUGUCCCGUUUUUCGAUUGUGCCUACCAGGGCUUUGCCUCGGGUGAUGCAUCCCAUGACGCUGCUGCCGUCCGCUUCUUUGUGAAGGAAGGACACAACGUCAUUCUCUCUCAGUCGUAUGCCAAAAACUUUGGUCUGUAUGGUGAGCGAGUGGGUGCUCUCAGCUUCGUUACCGAUAGCAAAGAAGAGGCUGAGCGUGUGCAGUCACAACUCAAGAUCAUCAUUCGUCCAAUGUACUCAAAUCCGCCAAUCCACGGUGCGCUCAUUGUGUCCACGAUCCUGUCGGAUAAGCAGCUUAAAGAUCAGUGGUACAGCGAGUGCAAGGGUAUGGCUGAUCGUAUCAUUUCAAUGCGUACGGCUCUUCGCUCGGCAAUUGAGAAAAUUGAAAAGGAUAAUGGUGUCAAGGCGAACUGGCGUCACAUCACGGACCAAAUUGGCAUGUUUUGCUACACUGGUUUGACGGAGGCCCAGGUGGCGCGCAUGAUCGAGAUGCAUCACAUCUAUUUGACCAAAGACGGCCGCGUGAGUAUGGCUGGUGUCACUUCCAAGAACGUUGAGUAUAUUGCGCAAUCGAUUGCUGAGGUAGUGCAGAACGCGUAA
Messenger RNA from Plasmopara halstedii, 1965 nucleotides. Its product is annotated as aspartate aminotransferase. The coding region runs from base 1 to 1965 and encodes 654 amino acids. NCBI's taxonomy places the organism in Eukaryota, Oomycota, Peronosporomycetes, Peronosporales, Peronosporaceae. The transcript has 5 exons. The record is from RefSeq and is a predicted model, not a curated record. Gene Ontology annotation, cellular component: mitochondrion. Gene Ontology annotation, molecular function: pyridoxal phosphate binding; L-aspartate:2-oxoglutarate transaminase activity. Gene Ontology annotation, biological process: amino acid metabolic process; biosynthetic process.